Molecule: messenger RNA, 1458 nt
Organism: Naegleria gruberi
Lineage: Eukaryota; Heterolobosea; Eutetramitea; Acrasida; Naegleriidae
Exons: 4
Coding region: 1-1458 (485 amino acids)
Molecular function (GO): UDP-glycosyltransferase activity
Source: RefSeq, a predicted model, not a curated record
AUGAGAAAUUUUGGUGUUUUAACAAUUGGAACAAGAGGUGAUUUUCAGCCAAUGUUUGCAUUUGCUUUGGAAUUACAACAACAACUUGUUGAUGAUCAAGUCUAUUUAAUUGCCAGCGAAAUUUAUCGGAAUAAUUAUGAAUCUAUUCUUCAACAAUCAAACAAGUUGGCUGCGAGAUUACAAUUCAGAGGAUUAAGUGGAAAUCCAAAGGAAACAAUGCAAGAUCCGAGAACGCAACAAGCAUUGAAAACUGGUGAUUAUGCAACUUUGAUGGCUUUAACAGCUCGUCCAGGACAAAUUCUAAUGGAAAAGAGUACAAACGACAUGUUUGAAUUGGUAAAGGAAAUCAAGUUUGAUGGAUUAAUCACUUGUUCGAUGGGAAUGCCAAUUAUUUGGAUGUUGAGUGAGAAGUAUGAGAUACCAAUUGCUUACUUGGGAUUAGUUCCAGAGGCUCCAACAAGUGAUUUUCCAUUCUGUGUAAUUUCACCAGUCUCUCUUGGUAGCCCAGAGAAGAACUUGGCUUCCUACGAUUCAGUCUAUAAGGGAUCAGCUGCCAGAAGUGAGGAAAUGAUAAACAAUCAACGAAUGAGCCUUGGUUUGGAAAAAUUGAAAGGAAAGGAUUGGUUGUCUUUGAAGGAGGAUCAUGACAUGCCAAUUUGUUAUGCCUUUUCAAAGAUGGCAUUUGGAGGAAAGACACCAAAUGGUUACAGGGAUAAUAUUAAUUUGAUUGGAUAUUUGGAAUUGAAAUUGGAAAAUGAAAAAUUAGAGUCUGAAAUUGAAGAAUUUGUAAAGGAUGGAAAGGAAAAGCCAAUAUUUCUAUCAUUUGGAUCUAUGCCUGCACCAGAUCCUUUCCAAUUAUUUGAACUCACCCAUCAUGUUCUCUCUGUAAACGCUAAUAGGAGAGUAAUCUUAUCCUGUGGAUGGACUGAAAUGGAUCAGGUAUUGAAAGAUUUAAAUGAACGUAAAUUUGAACAUAAUCAAGACAAAUUUUCAAAUGAAGAAUCUGGAAAAUAUACAAACUUAAUCCAACAAUUGAAACAAUUCAUGCAAGAGGACAGAUUAUUAAUCAUCAAGGAAGCUCCAUACUAUCUCCUCUUUCCAAAAUGCUCUUGUAUUGCUCAUCACUGUGGAGCUGGUACAACUGGAACAGCACUCAUUGCUGGUAUUCCUCAAAUUCCACUUCCUGUUUUUAUGGAUCAACCAUUCUGGGCUCAAAGAAUGCAUGAUUUGGGAGUUGCCUCUCCUCCCAUUCCAUUCAAGGACAUUACCAAUGAGAAGAUUAAUUCCUCCAUUGAAUUUGUAUUGGAAAGUGAUGAAAGUCAAAGAAUCAAAGAAAGGGCCUCCGAAAUUAAGAAUCAAAUUGCUAAGGAGGAUGUAAAUCCUCUCUCCCGAUCCGUCGAUUGCAUACUUGAUUCCCUCUUAGGAGACAAACCAUUCAUUGUACCCAAGCUUCUUUAA